Messenger RNA from Myotis davidii, 2614 nucleotides. It is a transcript of the gene EMC7, whose product is annotated as ER membrane protein complex subunit 7. Gene Ontology annotation, molecular function: carbohydrate binding. The record is from RefSeq and is a predicted model, not a curated record. Gene Ontology annotation, cellular component: EMC complex. The transcript has 5 exons. The annotation marks the transcript as partial. Lineage: Eukaryota; Metazoa; Chordata; Mammalia; Chiroptera; Vespertilionidae.
UGCGCCCUGCUGCUGCUGCAGCUGGCAGGGAGAGCCCUCAGCUCGGAGGCGCCCGGUGCUUCCGCCGAGGGCUCGGCGGGGCUUGGGGUCGGCCUAGGAGAUCGCUUCAAGAUUGAGGGGCGCGCGGUUGUCCCCGGAGUGAAGCCUCAGGACUGGAUCUCGGCGGCCCGAGUGCUGGUGGACGGAGAGGAGCACGUCGGCUUCCUUAAGACAGAUGGGAGUUUUGUGGUUCAUGAUAUACCCUCUGGAUCUUACGUAGUGGAAGUUAUAUCUCCUGCUUACAGGUUUGAUCCCAUUCGAGUGGAUAUUACUUCAAAAGGAAAAAUGAGAGCAAGAUAUGUGAAUUAUAUUAAAACAUCAGAAGUGGUCAGACUGCCCUAUCCUCUUCAAAUGAAAUCUUCAGGCCCACCUUCUUACUUUAUUAAAAGGGAAUCAUGGGGUUGGACAGACUUUCUGAUGAACCCAAUGGUUAUGAUGAUGGUUCUUCCAUUGUUGAUAUUUGUACUUCUGCCCAAAGUGGUCAACACAAGUGAUCCUGACAUGAGACGGGAGAUGGAACAGUCGAUGAAUAUGCUGAAUUCCAACCAUGAACUGCCUGAUGUUUCUGAGUUCAUGACAAGACUCUUCUCUUCAAAAUCAUCUGGCAAGUCUAGCAGCAGCAGCAGUAAAACAGGCAAAAGUGGGGCUGGUAAAAGGAGGUAGUUGGGUAGUCCAGAGCUGGCAUUUGCACAAACAUGGCAACACUGGGUGGCAUUCAAGUCUUGAGGGAAAACCAUGUGAAGCUACUACUGUAAACUUGAGUCAUCCUUAAAGUUGAUCUCCUAUAACUGUUGUGUGUGAUAACUCUUCAGUACAUGUUUUGAACUUGGUACACAAGAAAACCCAGCUUUUAUCCUUGUGUGAGGUCAAUGUUGAUGUCACUGAAUUAAUUACAGUGCCCUAUAGUAAAUGACAUUAAUAAAUUAUAUGAAGUACUAUACAUUAUGUAUAUUAAAAUGUCUUAACCCAGAGAUAAAAUUAUCUUGUCAUUUUUUCCACUUAAUGUUUCUUUUAUUCCUGAAAGUUUUCUUCUGUCUUUCAUUAUCUGAGGCUUGAAGUUGAUCCUUCCUGUUUAAAAAGAAGUGGUUGAUAUUUUUAGAACAGCGUACACCAUGUUCUUUUAGCCAGAUCCUUCAAAAUUCUCAGUUCUGUCCUGCCAUUUAGCAUACCCUGAUGAUUGAAGUAAAACCAUGCGUUCCUGAUGUACUUUCAGAUUUUAUUAUUAUAGUUCGUGUCAGAGUAUGGACAUAUGAAUUAGAAUACAUGUUAUCGAUUUUUAAAUUCUGCUUACCAACUGUGGUAUUCAUUAUUGAGUAUUGACUUUGUGCUGUGAUUGAUUCAAGGUGCCUGCCUCAACAGAUUUACCACGAAGAGAAGAGGCGCAGCUAGUAAUAGGGAGUGAAUGGCCAGGGGAAGGAAACGCAGCAGUAGGAGAGCCUUCUGGAGUCCGAGGAUAGAAAACCACCCUUAGAACUUCAUGUAAUAUUGGUGGUAUAGCACAGGUCGCUUUUCAAUUCCCACAUCUCUCCAUCUCUGAUUCUCAAGAGUUGUUGGAAUAUAAAUUACUAUUUUCCAAUCAGGGGUAUCUCAAAAACUUACUAUUUAAAUAAGUUACAAAAAUUUCACACCUUUUCUUAUGGGUUGUUUUAAUUAAAGAGGAACUCUGAGGCUAUCACAUUGCUUCUAGUAGAGGGCUCCUGUCCUCUCCUGUGUUAAAGACCUCCCCUAUUGCUUUUUUUCAGGUUAUUAAAUCAGCAAAAAACAACAGGAAAGAUUGGUUCCAAACGUUCAUUUUCCCUUUUGUAAUAGGUGCCAUUGUUCAUUUUGAAAUGAGGUACGUAGGUUUUCUUUUAAAGAAUUAAGUCCCAAUUCAGGAUAUUUACAUUAUAUAAAGGAGGAACCAUAUCUCUGUUUGUAUUAUAGCACUAAAGUAACCAAACUGGUUAUUUUAUGAAUGAUUAAUGUGAGAACUAGGUCUUUUAAAUAGGGUAAUUUAUUGAAAAUAAAAUACCAGAAUACUAGUUAAGUGAAAGUUAUAAUUUAAAGUAGAAAGUAUAUAGUAGUAAGAGUCAUAAUUAUAUGACCAGAUUUAUCUUGAAAAAAUUUAAAAAUCAGAUUGUCAGAAUUGUAUAUGAAAUCCCUAAUGACUUAUGACAAUGAAAUUAGAAAGCACUUCCAAGGAAAUUACCAUUUUCAAGUGUUAAUGAAGAAUCUAUGUGUGGUUAUUUUACAUAGAUUCUUACACCAUCUGAAUAUUAUAUAUAUACAUAUAUAUGUAUGUACAUAUAUAUGUAUAUAUAUAUAUCCCUUAUGUUGCGGAAUGUUAUUAUAUCACUUGCAUAUGAAAAUCUUAUCUUUGCAUAGAACCUUCAUCAAAUGCUUAGUGUACUUAUAGGUACAGAAAUGAUUGUAUAUUAUUAGAAAAUAGGGUUUAGUGCGAAGAGCCCCUAUUGACCUGCUAACUUGCUUUGUGGCUUUGGGCAAGCCACUUUCCCUCUUUGGACCAUGUCUUCACUGUAUUUCCAGCACUGAGCAUGUAGACACACAAUAAAUAUUUGUUCAAUGAGUAAAUAAA